This is a messenger RNA of Alnus glutinosa, 1622 nucleotides long. RefSeq names its product UDP-glycosyltransferase 76E2-like. The coding region runs from base 145 to 1497 and encodes 450 amino acids. Gene Ontology annotation, molecular function: UDP-glycosyltransferase activity. The transcript is spliced from 2 exons. The record is from RefSeq and is a predicted model, not a curated record. NCBI's taxonomy places the organism in Eukaryota, Viridiplantae, Streptophyta, Magnoliopsida, Fagales, Betulaceae.
CUAGGAAAAGGGAAUCAAACAAGAGACGCGACUUUCGAAUCUGCCUUCGUCGUCAUUGCAUACGCUAUCAAGAUUCAGACUUGCCAUGUUUUAUUCAACUCUAAACUCUGUGCCUGCGAGAGAGAGAGACAGAGAGACAGAGAGAUGGAAAAGCAAGGAAAGAGACGCCGCCGGGUGGUGCUAGUACCAGCGCCGUUCCAAGGCCACAUAAACCCAAUGCUUCAGCUGGGCAGCAUCCUCCACUCCAAUGGCUUCUCCAUCACUGUCGUUCACGCCCAAUACAACUCCCCCAACCCUUCAAUCCACCCCGAUUUCAGCUUUCUUCCCUUACCUGAUACCUCUUCCGACCACAACAUCUUAGCUGGCCAUUUACUAGCUUUUGUAUUGCAGCUUAAUACAAAUUGCAAAGCUCGUUUACAGGAAUGCUUCGCUCAAGUGAUGAGGCAACAGGACUCCGACGAUGGAUUGAUCGCCUGCAUUAUCUAUGAUGAAUUCAUGUACUUCUCUGGAGAAACAGCAGAGGAUCUGAAUCUUCCAAGCAUCAUCUUAAGUACAGCUAGUGCUUCCUAUUUUAUUGCUCGUACUGCCCUUAUCCAACUCAAGACAGAAGGCCAAAUUCCCUUCCCUGAAUUUCGGUCGAAAGAUCUAAUUCCGGAGUGUUAUCCACUCAGGUUCAAGGAUCUGCCUAUUUUUAAAAAAUUAGAGGACUUUUUGCAACUAGUGAAUAAAGCUUCAAACAUUAGAUCAUCUUCGGCCAUUAUUUAUAAUACAAUUGACUGCCUUGAAAAUUCAUCAUUGGCAAAGAUUCAACAGCAAUGUCAAGUUCCAAUCUUCCCUAUAGGCCCAAUGCAUAGGAUUUCCUCGGCCUCCUCUAGCAGCUUAUUGGAAGAGGACACUAGCUGCAUGGCAUGGCUUGAUAAGCAAAAUUUUAACUCAGUCAUUUAUGUAAGCUGGGGAAGCCUAGCAUUGAUGGACGUCAAAGAGCUUGUUGAGAUGGGUUGGGGGCUAGUGAAUAGUCAACAACCUUUCUUGUGGAUGGUUCGGCCAAGCUCCAUUCGUGGUGCUGAAUGGAUUGAGAUACUACCCAAAAGUUUAAUAGAAAAUAUUAGCAAAAGAGGUUACAUUGUGAAAUGGGCACCCCAAAAGGAAGUUCUAGCGCAUGGUGCAAUAGGAGGGUUUUUGAGCCAUUGUGGAUGGAAUUCAAUGCUGGAGAGUAUUUGUGAAGGAGUUCCAAUAAUAUGCAGACCAUGUUUUGGGGACCAGAGAAUGAAUGCAAGGUAUGUGAGCCAUGUAUGGAAUGUAGGUCUGGAAUUGGAGAGUGAGUUGGAGAGAGGUAAGAUAGAGAGAGCUAUAAGAAGACUUAUGGUCGAUGAAGAAGGGAAGGAAAUGCAGAAAAGGGGCAAGAAUUUGAAGGAGAGAGUCGAACUAUGCACUAGAAAAGGUGGUUCUUCCAAUAGCUCAUUGAACAAGCUUAUAGAGAUGAUCAUGUCAUUUUAAUUUCACAAAUGAUUUGAUCAAAACUUCUUUUUUUCUUUUGAUCAAGUUUAAUUAUAUAUUCAAUGUGUUAAACUUGUUGAGGUGCUCCAGUUGAUCUAUAUUUUCUUUCAUCUGUAAACCAUAUA